GAUGAAUCAUACAAUACAGACUUCAUCAGUGAUGAAUGAUACAAUACAGACUUCAUCAGCGAUGAGUUCCACGAUAGAGUCUUUCCUAGUGAUGAAUGAUACAAUGCAGACUUUACCAGUUAUGAGUUCCAUGAUAGAGUCUUUCCCAAUGAUGAAUGAUACAAUGCAGACUUUACCAGUUAUGAGUUCCAUGAUAGAGUCUUUCCCAAUGAUGAAUGAUACAAUGCAGACUUUACCAGUUAUGAGUUCCAUGAUAGAGUCUUCACCAGUGACGAAUGAUACAAUACAGACUUCACCAGUGAUGAAUGAUACAGUACAGACUUCACCAGUGAUGAGUUCCAUGAUAGAGUCUUCCCUCGGGAUGAAUGAUACAAUACAGACUUCAUCAGUUACGAGUUUCACGAUAGAGUCUUUCCUGGUGAUGAAUGACACAAUACAGACUUCACCAGUGAUGAGUUCCGUUGUAGAGGCUUCAUCAUUAACGAAUGCUACAAUACAGACUUCACCAGGGUGGAGUUCCACGAUAGAGUCUUCCCUGGUGAUGAAUGAUACAAUACAGACUGCACCAGUGAUGAAUCAUACAAUACAGACUUCAUCAGUGAUGAAUGAUACAAUACAUACUUCAUCAGCGAUGAGUUCCACGAUAGAGUCUUUCCUAGUGAUGAAUGAUACAAUGCAGACUUUACCAGUUAUGAGUUCCAUGAUAGAGUCUUUCCCAAUGAUGAAUGAUACAAUACAGACUUCACCAGUGAUGAGUUCCACAAAAGAGUCGUCAUCAUUGACCAAUGAUACAAUACAGACUUCACCAGUGAUAAGUUCCACGAUAGAGUCUUUCGUGAUGAUUAAUGAUACAAUACAUACUUCACCAGUGAUGAAUGAUACACUACAGACUUCACCAUUUACGAGUUCCACGAUAGAGUCUUCCCCAGUGAUGAAUGAUACAAUACAGACUUCACCAGUGAUGAGUUCCAAGAUAAUAAAGACUUCACCAGUGUUGAGUUCCACAAAAGAGUCGUCAUCAUUGACGAAUGAUACAAUACAGACUUCACCAGUGAUAAGUUCCAUGAUAGAGUCUUCCCUCGGGAUGAAUGAUACAAUACAGACUUCAUCAGUUACGAGUUUCACGAUAGAGUCUUUCCUGGUGAUGAAUGACACAAUACAGACUUCACCAGUGAUGAGUUCCAUUGUAGAGGCUUUAUCAUUAACGAAUGCUACAAUACAGACUUCACCAGGGUGGAGUUCCACGAUAGAGUCUUCCCUGGUGAUGAAUGAUACAAUACAGACUUUACGAGUUCCACGAUAG
Molecule: messenger RNA, 1303 nt
Organism: Mytilus californianus (California mussel)
Lineage: Eukaryota; Metazoa; Mollusca; Bivalvia; Mytilida; Mytilidae
Product: mucin-17-like
Exons: 2
Coding region: 2-1303 (433 amino acids)
Source: RefSeq, a predicted model, not a curated record